Molecule: messenger RNA, 1592 nt
Organism: Tetranychus urticae (two-spotted spider mite)
Lineage: Eukaryota; Metazoa; Arthropoda; Arachnida; Trombidiformes; Tetranychidae
Gene: Tasp1
Product: Taspase 1
Biological process (GO): protein maturation
Cellular component (GO): cytoplasm
Molecular function (GO): threonine-type endopeptidase activity
Source: RefSeq, a predicted model, not a curated record
ACUCGGUGUUAAUAAUCUUGAGCUUAUGUAUCAUUCAAUUAAUCCUUUAUCUGUACGAGAUUACAUUUGAACGAUUUCCCGCUAUGAAACAGCUGAUUCAAUUUCAAAUUAACAACUCACCUUUUCCUUUCAUUCUUGAUUCUCAAAUCAUUUUUCGUGAUGUUUCAUUUUCAAAUACUCUAAUUAUGUUAUCUUAAUUAAGUGUGGUUAUUUUAAUAUUUAAUGACUUUGAUGAAGUCUUUAUCCAAUUACACUCACCUUGUUGACAUUUGAUUUAAAUCAAAUGUCUUUGUCUUGAAUCUAAUUUUCAUUGGUUUUAUCCGUCUCUUACACAAAGACUUGAAUAAGAGCAACGUUUUUGACCAUGAUUGCUGUUCAUGCCGGCGCUGGAAUUCAUCUCGAAUCUAAAAGAAGUACUCAUGAAAACGUUUGUAAAGCAGCUUGUGACGCUGGCUUACAAGCUUUAAACGACAAUUUACCUGCUAUCGAUGCAGUAACUCGAGCCAUUAUGGCCAUGGAAGAUGAUCCAAGCACUAAUUGUGGAUAUGGCUCAAACCUUUGCCGAGAUGGGACCAUUGAAUGUGAUGCCAGUUUAAUGGAUGGACAUCGUCUUUUAUGGAGCGGUGUUGGAGCUGUUCCAGGGAUAAAAAAUCCUAUUAAGAUCAGCCAAUUACUACUUGAAGAACAAACAGUCGAAAAUCCUUAUGGAUUGAUUCCACCUAAUAUCAUAGUAGGAGAAGCUGCUAAGCGUUGGGCAGAAAGUCGAGGUUUAAUCACUGCAAAUCUAGAGACAGAGCAAACCCGAUCAGUAUACAACAAAUUACGCCACAAGAUUGAUCGAGAUGACAUAAGCGUACCUAUUAAAUUCAGGCGUUUAGAUACAGUUGGUGCAGUUGCUGUAGAUAAACAAGGCCACGUAGCUGCUGGUGUUUCUUCUGGUGGAAUACUUUUCAAAGUGCCUGGUAGAGUUGGUCAGGCUGCUACUUAUGGUGCAGGUUGCUGGGCUCAGGAUUCAAUAGGAAUCAGCACAUCUGGCAGUGGUGAAUACUUAAUUAAAACUCUAUUUGCUAAAGAGUGUGCUUCUCAUCUUCUACUUAACCCUGCCGAUGAUUUGGUUGAACAAUUUACACAUCUGUUUAGCACAAAAUUUACCGAUUCUCCAUUCUUGAAAAGUGUUAAAACUGCAAAAUCAGCUGGAUUAAUCACUGUGAUUCAUGAUGCUCAAAGAAAUACGAAUGAAUUAAUCUGGGUUCAUAAUACUCCUACCAUGUGUUUGGCUUAUGGAAAAGUAUCCGACAAAUCUCCUAGAUUCAUUUUUUCCAAAUAUCCAGGUCAACUGAAAUCAGCUCCAACAAUUCAAUCGAAAAUAAUAUAAAUUGUGAAUAUGAAUGAGCGGUGUCGAAUUUUCAAACUGGAUCAUUCUUUUAUCCUGAUUUUGCUGCUGAAAUUGACUUUCUAUCGUCAUUAUUUUAUUAUCAACUGCUUGAAUAUUUUCUAUUUAUAAGAAAAAUCCAGUUAACUCAGUAUUUUAUACGAAUCUCUGUUUAUUUUACCAAUAACAAACAACAUAAAAAAUGGCAUGAAAAUUCAAA